Penicillium longicatenatum is the source of this 884-nucleotide messenger RNA. RefSeq names its product GNAT family N-acetyltransferase. Gene Ontology annotation, molecular function: acyltransferase activity, transferring groups other than amino-acyl groups. The coding region runs from base 162 to 884 and encodes 240 amino acids. The transcript is spliced from 4 exons. The record is from RefSeq and is a predicted model, not a curated record. NCBI's taxonomy places the organism in Eukaryota, Fungi, Ascomycota, Eurotiomycetes, Eurotiales, Aspergillaceae.
CUUCUUCUUAUCUUCUACAUCAUUUGGUGAUUACACCUCUCCAACUCUCCUUAGAUGGCGGUUUUCUCAUUCUACCCACUCCUACUCCAUUCACACGUUUAUACCAUAUCGCUGUCCCAGCCCACUCGCAGAUCCAGUAGACCCAUGGCAAGGCAAAGACCAUGUCAAUCGAGAUCGUCCCGAUGGCUGAGGCCGAUAUCGCGGGUGUUGUAGACUGCGUGCAGAGGACCUUCGCAGAUGAUCCCUAUUUCCGGUGGGCAUUCGAUGCAGCCAAGUUUAAAGCUGAGCGAAAUGCAGCUUCGAUCGCGGCUCAUCUACAGUUCAGCUUCAACUGCGGCCAUCCAGUUUUCGUCGCGAAAGUGAGUCGUGCUGCAAGCGACCUCAAAACCGAGCACGAAAUUAGAUUAGCCCCAGGCACUAUUGUUGGCUUUAGCUGGUGGACUCCCCCAGAAGAUCCCGCCCUUCCCCAGACGUGGUCCGUUUGGGCACAAGAAUGGCUCCUCUCCUUUCGUCAGCUCAUGUUCAACAUCCGCUUCGCCGGCCGUGGCGGCUUGCAUGUUCGCCGAUACUGGCUUUGGAAGAAGUUGCAAAAGAACGCGGUAGAUGAUCUCUGGACUGACCCCCGGGGCUAUUAUUACUGUAAUCUGUUGGGUGUCAGCUCUCAGGUUCGCGGUAUGGGGGUUGGUAAGCGACUCAUGGAGACGAUUCUGCGAAGGGCUGAUGAAGAAGGCAUCUCCUGCUAUCUCGAGAGCUCAAAAGGGUUUCCCAAUAUUUCUAUAUAUGAGAAGAUGGGAUUUGAGCUCAGCAAAGAGAUCAGAUGCGAUGACGGCGGCGAUGUUUGCAAGCUUUACGGCAUGACUCGCAAGCCCAGUUACAAGUCCUAA